Prunus armeniaca (apricot) is the source of this 441-nucleotide messenger RNA. NCBI's taxonomy places the organism in Eukaryota, Viridiplantae, Streptophyta, Magnoliopsida, Rosales, Rosaceae. The record is from the annotation of a GenBank genome assembly.
AUGAGGACUGUUGUCUCAUGGAAUUCAAUGAUUGCAGGAUAUGCAAACUUAGACAAAUUUAUUGAUGCUCUAAACUUUUACAAAUGGAUGCUCUGUGAUGGAUAUAGGCCUGAUAUAAGCACAAUUGUGAGCCUCCUUUCUUCAUGCAUUCAACCUGAUAAAUUGCUACAAGGUUGCUGCCAAACAGGUGCACUUGAGCUUGGAAAAUGGAUUCAUAACUAUGCCUUUUCUAACGGUUUAAGAGACAGCAUCGUAGUCUGCAAUGCAUUAAUUGACAUGCAUGCAAAAUGUGGAAAUAUUAACAGUGCUCAAGAGCUCUUCUAUGCCUUGCCAGUGAGAACUGUUGUUUCCUGGACAACCAUGAUCGCAGGCUUUGCUUUGAAUGGCAACUACAAAGAAGCUCUGGACCUUUUCUGCCUGAUGGUCUUCUUGAGAAAGUAA